CUCCCGGUCUCUGAUGAUCUAACAAGCCAAACCUCCUCUCUCUCCCGCGCUCGUGCGCAUCACUACACGUCUACAGUCUACACCCGAAGCCUUGUGCCAACCACCACCGCUCGCCGACCCGGUAAAACCAGUAGUUCGCCGCCGCCUGCCGCUCUCUCCUUCUCCCGAGCAUGCAGCCGUGGUCCAUCGCUGCGGCGGCGGCCGCCGCGCCAUUCCCGCCGCUCCCGCCGUCAUGGGCGCACCAGAUCCGCGUGGCGGCGUCGCAGGGGGACUUCCACCACGCCAUCGCGCUCUUCCUCCGGAUGCGCGCCUCCGACCCCGCCGCGGCCUGCUCCUCCGUCCUGACCUCCCUACCGGGCGCGCUCAAGUCCUGCGCCGCGCUCGGCCUCCGCGCCCUCGGCGCGUCCCUCCACGCGCUCGCGCUCCGCUCCGGCGCGUUCGCCGAUCGCUUCGCCGCCAACGCGCUCCUCAACCUCUACUGCAAGCUCCCCGCGCCCCCGUCUCACUCCCCGGAAAUGGACGGAUCAGCGGUGGUGUUAGAGAGCGUCCGGAAGGUGUUCGACGAAAUGCCCGAGAAGGACGUGGUGUCCUGGAACACGCUGGUGCUGGGGUGUGCGGAGAGCGGGAGGCACGGAGAGGCUCUGGGAUUGGUCAGGGAGAUGUGGAGAGACGGGUGCAAGCCCGACUCGUUUACCUUGUCGAGCGUGCUGCCGAUCUUUGCUGAGGGUGCAGAUGUCAGGAGGGGGAUGGAACUUCAUGGGUUUGCGACCAGGAAUGGGUUUCAUGACGAUGUGUUCGUCGGCAGUAGCUUGAUUGAUAUGUAUGCGAAUUGCACUCGGACGGAUUACUCGGUCAAGGUGUUUGACAAUCUCCCGGUCCGUGAUGCGAUUCUGUGGAACUCGAUGCUUGCAGGGUGUGCACAGAAUGGGUCGGUCGAUGAGGCUCUCGGACUAUUUCGUCGUAUGCUGCAUUCUGGGAUCAAACCUAUGCCUGUGACUUUCUCAAGCCUUAUACCUGCCUGUGGCAAUUUGGCUUCAUUGCUUCUUGGGAAGCAGCUGCAUGCAUAUGUGAUCCGUGGUGGGUUUGAUGGUAAUGUGUUCAUAUCGAGCUCCCUGAUUGACAUGUAUUGCAAAUGUGGGAACGUCAGCAUUGCUCGUCGCAUCUUUGAUCGGAUCCAGUCACCUGACAUCGUAUCAUGGACUGCGAUGAUAAUGGGACAUGCAUUACAUGGCCCAGCAAGAGAAGCUCUGGUGUUGUUUGACAGGAUGGAGCUGGGAAAUCUAAAGCCUAAUCAUAUCACCUUUCUAGCUGUUUUAACUGCAUGCAGUCAUGCUGGAUUGGUGGACAAGGGUUGGAAGUAUUUCAACAGUAUGUCAGACCACUAUGGCAUUGUUCCUUCUCUUGAGCAUCACGCAGCACUUGCUGAUACCCUUGGCCGUCCAGGGAAGUUAGAAGAGGCGUACAAUUUCAUCUCUGGGAUGAAAAUAAAACCAACAGCAAGUGUUUGGUCCACAUUGCUAAGGGCUUGCAAGGUCCAUAAAAAUACUGUCUUAGCUGAGGAAGUUGCCAAGAAAAUUUUCGACCUUGAACCUAGGAGCAUGGGGUCUCAUAUAAUUUUAUCAAACACAUACUCGUCUUCUGGGAGAUGGAAUGAAGCAGCGCACCUGCGGAAAUCUAUGAGAAAGAAAGGCAUGCAGAAGGAACCAGCUUGCAGUUGGAUUGAAGUGAAGAACAAACAACAUGUGUUUGUAGCUCAUGAUAAGUCCCAUCCAUGGUAUGAAAGGAUUAUUGAUGCACUUAAUGUUUUCUCAGAGCAGAUGGUACGCCAAGGUUAUGUUCCCAAUACAGACGAUGUUUUCCAGGAUAUUGAAGAAGAGCAGAAGAACUCUGUGCUAUGUGGUCACAGUGAGAAACUUGCGAUAGUAUUUGGUAUUAUAAGUACACCUCCUGGAACAACAAUACGUGUGAUGAAGAAUCUACGAGUUUGUGUUGACUGCCACACAGUAACAAAAUUUAUUUCAAAAAUUGUUGGGAGGGAGAUUGUUAUGCGUGAUGCAAACCGUUUCCACCAUUUUAAGGAUGGAAUCUGUUCUUGCGGGGAUUUUUGGUGACUGAGCAAAAGCUUGGGAUUGCUUCAUGUUCAUGACAUGAGUUCCUAUUGCACAUGCCUCUGUACUGAGCAAUGAGCAUAUCUUUGAAAAGGUGGAGCUAUUCUGGAAUUUUGUUGGUGUCAAGGGCAAUGAAGGUUGCUUGGAGUAGUUAACUAGACAUGGAUCAUGUGGUUCUUCGCGUUGUGAGGCAGUCUGUUUCUUUUGAAGAACAACACAGCACUGUGAUAUUAUUUUAGCUAAUUCAAGCGCCAAACCAGAUCCAUCUGAAGUUCUAAACAACACAGCACUACAACGAUAUGUAUUAGCUCUUUUAAGGUAUUUAGGUAUUCUAAUUUAAAGAACAACAUAUUCAGGUAUACUUGCAACCUUUACUCUGGACACUGCUACUUUAUUGACAUAUAGAAUUCUGUUUGUUGGACAUGGUGCCAGCCACAUAAA
Molecule: messenger RNA, 2549 nt
Organism: Brachypodium distachyon (stiff brome)
Lineage: Eukaryota; Viridiplantae; Streptophyta; Magnoliopsida; Poales; Poaceae
Product: putative pentatricopeptide repeat-containing protein At3g23330
Exons: 1
Coding region: 171-2111 (646 amino acids)
Biological process (GO): RNA modification
Molecular function (GO): RNA binding; zinc ion binding; protein binding
Source: RefSeq, a predicted model, not a curated record